GUUUGGCGUCUGAUAUGUUUUUAUAAUUUUUGCAAUAAUUUUAAAUUAAGAUGCCGCGAGUGAAGUCUUCCCCCAAGAAAUGUAUAAAAACUAAUCUACAGCAGCCAGCCAAUUCAUGGAUAUUUCUAUUAAAAGGUGAAGCUUUGGAACUGUCUGACCAAUAUACAGGCAGUGGUACACCAGAUAUUGUCACCUUGAGACAUCCAAACACUGGAGAAUCUGCAGUAUUUUUGUUUUCUCCUGCUAAUAAUUCUGUGCAAGAAGUUUUAACAUACAAUGAAGGAAAAAGAUCUUGGUUUAUUGAUGAAACAGUCAAGAGUGAUGGCAAAAUGCACCUGUCUACACCUAUUGAUCCUAUAUUUUUAGUUCUUCCAUAUCUUAAAAGGUACUGUACUGUCCAAGCAAAACCUUUGGAUCAGCUGCUGAGAGAUGAAGAAUUUCCUGAGACUGAGAGGCUACUGAAGUCAAGUGGACUCAAAUACUUAAAUUUGAUUGCAGAUAAAAAGGGUGAUGAAGAACUCAAUGCUUUCAAAUAUAAUGAAGAAAAAACAUUAAUCUGGCUCAAAAAGAAAACCGAACGAGUAGCAGAGAUACUGAAACAGAAAAAUAUAAACGUAUCAGGUGGUGCGAUUUCAGCCACUUACGUCAAAGUUACCAGAGGCGAGCCAACAGACAACGAAGCCUACUUGCGAUACGCCCACGGAAUCGUCUCCGAAUACCUAAUGGACGACCUUAGCCAGAAGCUCCUAAGAUAUCUGAAUUUACCGGAAGAAAGUCAGCAGAGCCAGAGUCUCAAGAGGAAAAGCCUUCCUUUGGUAGGCACCAACGAGCCCAAGAAGGUCAAAGUCGAGGAGGAGAUCAAGUCUAGCACUUCGAAUAUUUUAGAUUUAAGUAAACCCGAUAAUAAGGUGUCUUCGAAAGAGAAAGCUAGGGCCAAAGCCGCUAGCGGUAGUAAAACUAUAAGCUCGUUUUUUAAGAAAGCCUAAUAAUUUUUUCGCCAGUACUAUUCUUAGGUCAAUUUAAUACUCGUGUGGAAGAUCUGCACUUUGGUUUUUG
Messenger RNA from Diabrotica balteata, 1056 nucleotides. The record is from the annotation of a GenBank genome assembly. NCBI's taxonomy places the organism in Eukaryota, Metazoa, Arthropoda, Insecta, Coleoptera, Chrysomelidae.